GAGUCGCAGCCUGUGGUUAUCAGUCACCACCUGACAGUGCUCCGGUUUUCGUAUCGCCUUUCGAGUGCAGCAGAGCUCAGCCCAGCCACCAUGUCCGUCCUGAAAGUAUUCAUCUUCGUCGCCCUCUUCGCCGUGGCCUACUGCGCCCCCAGUCCCGGCUUCUUUGGCAAACACGAGCACCACACCAUCCACGUACCCUACAAGGUGCACACGGUGCACCACCACCACGUCCAGAAGGUCCAUGUGCCGGUGGUGAAGCACGUGCCGGUGCCCAUCUACAAGGAGGUGCCGGUGCACCACGUCCACCACGAGGAGAUUCCCGUGCCAGUGCACCACGUCCACCACGAGGAGAUCCCGGUGCACCACGUGUUCGAUGACCACCACGAUCACCACGGCUGGAGCUCCCACCACGGACACGGCUGGCUGUAAGCCAUCUGCCCGCUGGCCUGCUUGUCUUCAAACCCACUACUCAGCCAGUCCCAUCUGAAGCAGCCUGUAAAUACUGUACAAUGCUAAGUUAAUGAAUGUAAAUAAAUCACAAUUCGACUGUACACAGAAC
Molecule: messenger RNA, 559 nt
Organism: Drosophila simulans
Lineage: Eukaryota; Metazoa; Arthropoda; Insecta; Diptera; Drosophilidae
Product: histidine-rich glycoprotein
Exons: 3
Coding region: 91-429 (112 amino acids)
Source: RefSeq, a predicted model, not a curated record